AUGGAGGAAGAUGAGGACACGGUGAUGCGGGAUCCUGGAUCUCUAGCAAAUAUUCCUCCUGCUGCUCCAGACCAUCCUUCUACAGCAGCUACUGAGCAAUCACAUCUCUCCAACAAUACUACCACUACAGACAUCCCCUCCUCUCAUGCUGCUACUUCCAUAGCUAACAACGAGGGUCUGUUUGGAAUGCCGAAAUCCUCUUCCAGCUUGCUGUCACCACCACCACCACCACCACCACCUUUCCUCAAGCCAUCAUCAGCAAGCUACAAUGGGAACUCCUCGCAUAGCUCCACAGAAAUCCCAGGGUUGACCAAGUCCAUCGAGGACGAGGGGCUGCACCUGAUGGUCAAGUCCAGCGAGGAAUCCGACAGUCUCAUGGAAGAAAGCUCGGACUGGUCCGUUGACAACGACGCAGCUAUGUCUGUCGGGUUGCCAGUCGCGUCUUUGGCGACGGGGCUUUGCUACGAUAUCCGAAUGCGCUAUCAUUGCGAGGUGCGCCCUGCUGCUGAUGUGCAUCCGGAGGAUCCUCGUCGCAUCUACUAUAUUUACAAGGAGAUCUGCCGCGCGGGUCUUGUGGAAGAUCCGGAGAUUGUCGACACGCCUAAGCUGCUUGCUCCGAUUCCGCUGAAGCGGAUUGAUGUUCGGAAUGCGACGAGAGAGGAGGUAGAGCUGGUUCAUACUGUUGAGCAUUAUCAGUUUGUGGCGGAUACUCAGAACCUCCCUGAUGAAACUUUGAUCAUGCUGGAGGAAUCUCGCGAUUCUAUCUACUUCAAUCGACUGACCUUUGCCUCGGCGCUUUUGUCGGCGGGCGGCGCUAUUGAGACGUGUUUGGCCGUGGCUACGCGAAAGGUCAAGAAUGCCAUUGCCGUCAUUCGGCCACCUGGACACCAUGCUGAGCAUGACCAGACUAUGGGAUUCUGUCUGUUCAAUAAUGUGUCGAUUGCUGCUAAAGUUUGCCAGCGGAUGUCCAUCAUGCUAAAGGUUCAACCAGGAAACGGAAUCCAAAAGGCAUUUUACGACGACCCGAAUGUCCUGUAUAUUUCCAUCCACGUUUAUGCCGAUGGGAAAUUCUAUCCCGGUGGCCAAGAAGGCAAUUGGGACCAUGUUGGCGAAGGGGCUGGUCUGGGGAAAAACAUCAACAUUCCAUGGCCAUCGCAGGGCAUGGGAGAUGGCGAUUACAUGUUUGCCUUUCAGCAGCUUGUCAUGCCGAUUGCCACUGAAUUUGACCCUGAUUUGGUGAUUGUGGCCUCAGGAUUUGACGCUGCGGCUGGCGAUGAGCUUGGAGGCUGCUUUGUUACGCCCAGCUGUUACGCUCACAUGACCCAUAUGCUCAUGACGCUGGCUAAUGGGAAGGUGGCUGUUUGCUUGGAGGGUGGCUAUAAUUUCCGUUCUAUUUCCAAGUCUGCUCUGGCAGUCACAAAAACUCUUAUGGGAGAGCCUCCCGCGCGACUACUGGCCACGACUCCAUCCAACGCAGCGGUGCAGCUUGUACGAAACGUCAUGACUGCCCAGUCCAAGUAUUGGCGGUGCAUGUACCCCAAGAUUCCAGCGCAAGAGGGGCUGUUCACAGACAGACUGCAUGAUGUCAUUCGUCAAUACCAGGCUAAACAGCUGUAUGAUAACUUUAAGCUUACUAGUCUUUGGAUCUAUCGCUCUUCAAUCUCAAAAUCUUUCGAGAACCAAGUCCUGGCUAGUCCCAACUACGACAAGACGGUACCUUUAAUUGUGAUUUUCCAUGACCCACCUGAUCUCAUGGGCGUAUAUCAUCCAAUCACGAAUAAAUUGGAGGCGCAUAACUGUUGGAUGGCGGAUGUGGUCAAGGACUAUAUUGCUUGGGCGAAUCAGCACAACUUUGCCAUUAUCGAUGUCAAUAUCCCCAAGCACGUAACAUCAGAGGCGAACGCCGGUAAAUACGAGGAGGAUGAUGAGGAUCGACCGAACCAGACUGAGGAGUUGGCUGGGUACCUGUGGGACAAUUACAUUGAGCCAAACGAAGCCACCCAUGUCUUUUUCCUUGGCAUUGGUGAUGCGUUUUAUGGAGUGGCCAAUCUUCUUAUCAACCGAGAUAGCAUCUAUCAGCGCGUCAACAGCGUGAUUUCUUUCGUCGCUGAGAACCCAGUCCGGGCUGUGGCAUCGACGACACAGACAUGGCUCUCGAGGUGGUACAAAGAUAACUCGCUAGUCUUCGUCUCCUACGCUCACGGUGUAUGGCACAAUACGGAGAACCGCCGGAAGCCAUCGAAGCGAUACGGCCGAUUGCUGCGGUCUCCCAAGGCGGGACUCAACGAAAUGCUACUUCACCACAAAAAGGAGGUAUACACAUGGAUUGAGCAGCGGGUUAAUAUCCUCACGGGCGACGAGACGGAGGAGGAAGAGAACCUGCCGAAGACUGAAGCUGAAGCUCAGUAG
This is a messenger RNA of Talaromyces atroroseus, 2409 nucleotides long. RefSeq lists its product as hypothetical. Bases 1 to 2409 code for a protein of 802 amino acids. The record is from RefSeq and is a predicted model, not a curated record. Gene Ontology annotation, cellular component: histone deacetylase complex. The transcript has 15 exons. NCBI's taxonomy places the organism in Eukaryota, Fungi, Ascomycota, Eurotiomycetes, Eurotiales, Trichocomaceae. Gene Ontology annotation, biological process: chromatin organization. Gene Ontology annotation, molecular function: histone deacetylase activity.